GAUGCAAUCAUUCACUCAAUACAACGCAAACACAACACAAACACGCGUUCAUUACUUAUCGUCAUUUCUCUGAUCCAAGUCUUCGGCGAUGACUGAACACGAGGUGAAAGCGUACGAGUUUUGGCGCAAUCGUCUUCAGGAGUGUCGGCAUAUCUUGGCUCCAAUGGUGGAUCAGUCGGAACUGGCCUUCAGACUACUUGUGCGCCAAUACUAUGCCAUUGAGUGUUGUUAUACACCAAUGAUUAACGCAAACUCUUUCAUCAAAAAUAUUAAAUACCGGAAACAAAGCUUACAAACCACUCCCGAAGACCGACCACUUAUUCUUCAGUUCUGUGCGAAUAACAGCGAUGUCCUGUUGGAAGCGUCCAGAAUAGCGGCCUCUCAUUGCGAUGCGAUUGACAUAAACCUCGGUUGUCCGCAAUCGGUGGCCAAACGCGGACAUUACGGCGCUUUCCUUAUGGAUGAAUGGGAUCUCAUCUAUGAUAUGAUAAAUCGUGUUUCGCGUGAAAUUCAAAUCCCAAUCACAUGUAAAAUAAGGAUUUUUCCAGAAAUGGAUAAAUCGGUUGCUUUCGCACAAAUGUUGGAAAAAGCGGGCGUUUCUAUGAUUUGCGUUCACGGAAGACGUCGCGACCAAAAAGGGCCGUUGACUGGAAGGGCUGAUUGGGAUUACAUCAAAGCCAUUAAAAAUGCUGUUAAGAUUCCUGUGUUCGCAAACGGGAAUAUCCUUUCCCUAAAUGAUGUGCACAACUGUUUAGCACAGACUGGUGUGGAAGCAGUGAUCUCUGCUGAGGGUCUUCUCCACAAUCCGGCCCUUUUCACCGAUAAAAGGGUUCCCAUUUGGACGGUAGCCGAACAGUACCUAAGCCUCGCCCGACAGCAUCCCUGUCCCAUCUCUUUCAUUAGGGGCCAUAUCUUUAAAUUCUUUUAUCACUGCUUUAUGUUGUCUUCAAAUGAAGACCAAAGAGAAAGAGUAGCGAAAGCACACGACAUGACUGUCUUCGAAGAGGUCACGCAAGAGCUGAAGACCAGAUAUGAAGAGAUUUAUGAAAGAGAAGCCAAAGAAACGGACAAUUGGAACAACUGUACGACUCUUCCCCCAUAUAUCUGUCAGCCAUAUCUUAGACCUGAACCUAAACUCGUGGAUCAGCUGACGACCACCAAAAGGGUUCCCGAAUGCGAACCAGAAGAAUGUAAAAUAAGAUUAUCGAAAAAGAAGUUAAAGCGUAUGAAUCGUGUGGUUAGCGGUGUUGAGGUAAAUGAUGAGAAAGUGGUUCCCAAACGGAUUCUGUGCGCUCUUUGUCCGAAUCCAAAGGGAGAGAAAUGCGAUUUCAAUAUCUGUCGGACCUGUUGUCGCAAAAAGACAUUCGCAGAAACACUGGAUUGCAAUGGCCAUAAGUUCCAAAUGAAGACUCGUUUCAGUAAGAAAUGCCAAAAUGUGAACACUUUAAACACAUAAGUGUUUUGAUAUUUAUUAAACAUUAAAUUUUAUUUUAAAGCAAAAAAUUUAUUUUAAUUUACAUUUUAUGUUAAUAUAAACUACAUUACAAUCGCAUGAAUAUUUUAAAAUUGAAAUAUUAUUUAAAAAUUUAAGAUUAAAUUCAAUCAUAAAGUCAGCAAUACUUGAGAAUAAGUUGUAAAGAAGUAUCAAUUGAUAAUUGGUUUUAUAGACAUAUAUUUGUAUCAAUGACUAGCAAUACAAGUGUUGGUUGUAUGAGUCGGCGGUAAAAAAAUAAUUAAAUCCUAUUUUAAAGACAAUGAAAAUAUUAUUUCAUAACUUUGGAUAUGAAUACAGAUUUGAGUUGAGUGUUAAGUAACUUAUAUACGG
This is a messenger RNA of Medioppia subpectinata, 1825 nucleotides long. Lineage: Eukaryota; Metazoa; Arthropoda; Arachnida; Sarcoptiformes; Oppiidae. The record is from the annotation of a GenBank genome assembly.